AUUAUCCCCCUUUUCUUUUGUGUUUCAAACUCUCCGCUGAGACCACAAGUGACCCAGAGAAACGCUGUAAUCCACGCGGCGUGAACAAUUGUCUUAUGUCGGUGGGAGUGGGAGCCGAGUUGUCUCGCGAUGAGAGCUUUUUUAAGCAGUUUCCCAUCCACCGUGCGUGCCGGGAUGGAGAUCUUAUGGCUUUGAUGUCAUUGUUGGAGCAGCUGUCAAACCAGGCUCAUCUGACCGCUGAGGACUCCUGCUAUGGAUGGACUCCCAUUCACUGGGCUGCUCACUAUGGACAGCUGGAGUGCGUGGUGCACCUGGUGCAGAUGGGAUGUGAGGUGAACACGGUGACUAGCCGCUUCAACCAGACGCCGACUCACACCGCUGCGUUCGGAGGGCAUCCUCACUGUGUGGUGUGGCUCACUCAGGCCGGCGCUGACAUCAACAGACAGGACUGCGUCGGUGAGGCUCCCAUUCACAAGGCGGCUCGCUCCGGAAGCUUGGAGUGUGUUCAGGUCCUGUUGAUAGCCGGAGCAGAACCACAGUUAAGGAACGCCAGCGGACAGACGGCAGCUGACCUUGCCCAAGCUCACGGAUUUCAUGACUGCUUCUGCAUCAUUUCCAAUGCCCAGACACAGCUGGUCCAGCUCGGUGUGCUUCGAGACUGCGCCCCCUGUGGGCAGGAACAGCACUGCAGGAAGAGGCAGUUGACCCAAAAGGAGAACCAUCACAUGAAGAAGGCCCGGAGAGCGGAGGUGUUGGUGCAGAGCAGCGUUGGUGAUGAGGUGGAGACUAUGAGCAUGGAGUCAGAUGCAAACACCAAAGCGUUCCUUGGCGUACAUCAGCUCACCCCUCCCUCUGAGAACACACAUUCAGAACAACGACGCCACUCUCUGCCCAGUCCGGCUGAAAUGUGCGGCUCGCUGCACCUGACCGGUAGCUCUGGCUCCAACCGGCCGGAACAUUGGUGGCUGACAGGAGCCGACUCCGGGGACUCACUGCUCUACGGACACUACCACGGCUUUGGAGACACGGCCGAAGACCUGAGUGACAGCGGCUGCAGGCAGCCUCUGACCAGCACCGUCCACCUCUACCACGGCUCAUAAAUGAAUCUGCUGAGACGCCGUUAGGCUCAGAGUCACAGCAGCGAGACUUCAGGAACUUUGGUGCUGAAUAGAGUUCAGGAGGAACUGAAACUUCUUCACUGUCCUGAAGUCUCAAUUGUUCUUGUUUGUUUUCCCCAAUGUUUCAGACUUAAGAAUGAUCCUAAGAUUCAGUUUGGUCUACUUUUAAUGGACAAUUUGGCAAAUAAGUCUGUGGAGAGAUGUGAAACACUCCAAAGAAUGUCCCUAUACUAUGGGUCCAGUCAGAAUGGUACCAGAACAAACUUGAUUUUCACAUUUAAAGCCACUUUGCUAACUGUGCUGUUUGGAAUGGACACAGCGUGUCCCAGCCACGACCUGAGACAUUUCACCUGAGUCCAGUUGAGCCUUCUUCAAAACAAACUAAAUUGGUGUCAAACGUUUGUGCAGCUAAAUUUUUCGUUUUGCUGCGAUCAUUUUUACGUUUUCAGUGGUCAGACGAGGUCAACGAGCCCCUCUGAUAUUUAUGAUAUCAAACUAAUUUGAAGUCAAACUGUGCUGCUUUGUGCUGCUAAAAUUUUCCUCCACAAUGUUUAUUUGGGUAAUGUGGAGGGGCCCGGUUGAAUUUUUAACAAUAUCUUCUAAAUAAAAGAAGCACAAAGAUUUGAUGCCAAUUUUGCUUCAUUUGAAGGAAGUGGGGGAACCAACUUCACUCAGGUAGAUGCUCUUCUUGGGCCUGGAAAACGAUGGAAGUGGGAGUUCAGUAUUUUUCAGAUCUUCAAGUAUGGAGAAGGAAAAUGAGCAUGUAAAAAUAUUGUUUUCCAGACAUUAUUUUCCAUCAUACUGUCUAAACAGUCUCCUUUCUUCCCUGUGUCCUCCUUUACUUUUUACAUUAUAUUUAAUUUUUUCUCUCUGUACUUGUCCAUAAUUUGUGCCUUCAUUCCUUCAGCUUCCUCCUGAUGUCUGUUAGUUCUGUCACCCUCACUUCUUUUCUUUGUAAUUUAUCCCUUUAUUGGAACUUUGUCUCCACUUUUCUUUGGUUCUGUAGUUAGUUUUUUAUACAUAUACAUUUAAGAUGCUUGGAAAAUCAUCUGAAGAGUUGGGAGCUCUUGGAAAGCAUGGAACAUCGACAUGAGCAACUUGCAAGUUGCCAGGUUGGUUGCGGUAGCUCCUGCAAAACUGACAGUUCCUACCAGCCACCUCAUGUGGUGUAUUCACAUUUACUCCGUUACUGCUUUGCACUAUGAGGGGUGGCCAAAUGAGACCCCUCUGUCCAUCACCAAGAGGAUCUGCUGCACUGAAACUAAACUGAAGGCCUCGAUGUACCAAAGGGAACAUUUUGUACCACGCUAUGAUUCUGUCUCCAGGGACUUAAUCCAAACCUAUUUAUGUUUUACGGAACGGGAACCUUGUGCUAAAGGACAAGCCAUGUCAGCUGUGUUGCCACAUCUGCCUUAAACCAGCAACAUAGCUCUUCAGAGCUAGUUUUCUAUUUUGUCCUGUUCUUUCCUAAUAAAACCGGUUUUACACAUAGCAACA
Messenger RNA from Poeciliopsis prolifica (blackstripe livebearer), 2615 nucleotides. RefSeq names its product ankyrin repeat domain 10a (gene ankrd10a). Gene Ontology annotation, molecular function: protein binding. The coding region runs from base 96 to 1100 and encodes 334 amino acids. NCBI's taxonomy places the organism in Eukaryota, Metazoa, Chordata, Actinopteri, Cyprinodontiformes, Poeciliidae. The record is from RefSeq and is a predicted model, not a curated record. The transcript has 6 exons.